Lates calcarifer (barramundi perch) is the source of this 4573-nucleotide messenger RNA. It is a transcript of the gene rgl1, whose product is annotated as ral guanine nucleotide dissociation stimulator-like 1. Gene Ontology annotation, biological process: positive regulation of GTPase activity; Ras protein signal transduction. The coding region runs from base 406 to 2835 and encodes 809 amino acids. The transcript has 18 exons. Lineage: Eukaryota; Metazoa; Chordata; Actinopteri; Centropomidae. Gene Ontology annotation, cellular component: plasma membrane. Gene Ontology annotation, molecular function: guanyl-nucleotide exchange factor activity. The record is from RefSeq and is a predicted model, not a curated record.
CACUCAUGUGGUUGAGAGCUGUUGGCAAGCUGAACUCCACGCGAAAGAAAACAGAAGAGGGAAAGAUUGAAACUGUAUGUGGUGGAAGGGGGGGGGCUGCCGGUGGACGGAGAGAAACAGGAAGGGAGAAGAGUGAGGUGGACGACUUUAGAGGAGAGUUAUCAUUUGUCACACCUCCGAGCUGAAGACAGGACAGUUAACAAGCAGAGUGAGACAAGAGGAAGAGGUGACCAAAGCAUCAGACCUGAAGGAAUCCAACUGAAGCUUAAAAACCUCAGACCUGAAGGCCACCCUCAAGAGAGAUUCCUACAUCAUCAACCGAAGACGUCUCCAUCCACCCUGUUCUCCAAACUGGAGUAUGCCCUGCCGUUCCUGUCACCCCUGCCGCUGAUCCAGCUGGCUGGCAUGAUCUCCCACUACCCUCUGGCCAAUCUCAUGCCUUGGCCUGCGAGCCCCCACUACCACUGUCCCGACCUGGACUGCACCUUGCUGCUGGAGGGGGAGGGAGGCGUCGCCCUGCAGAGGUACCAGCCUCGCUACCCGGAGAGCAGCCCACGACACUGGAGCUCUGUGCAGGACUGGGGGGAGGAAGUUGAGGAAGGAGCCAUCUACAAUGUGACACUAAAGAGGGUUCAGAUCCAGCAGGCGGCCAACAAGGGAGCAAGAUGGCUGGGGGCGGAGGGGGAUCGUCUGCCUCCCGGCCACACGGUGAGCCAGCUGGAGACCUGCAAAAUCCGCAGUAUCCGCGCUGGAACGCUGGAGCGUCUGGUGGAGACGUUAUUGACGGCAUUCGGAGACAACGACCUCACCUACACCUCCAUCUUCCUGUCCACCUACAGAGCCUUCACCAGCACGCAGACUGUGCUGCAGCUGCUGCUAGACAGGUAUGGCUGCGUGGAGGAAGACACAGGCAGAUGCCAGGGCUCAGAAACCAAUGGAGCCAUCAGAAAUGCCCUGGCCUCCAUCUUGCGUGCCUGGCUAGACCAGUGCCCUGAAGACUUCCAGGAGCCUCCAGACUACCCAUGUCUCCACAGGCUGAUGGACUACCUGCGCAAGGCCCUGCCUGGUUCCGAGGCUCUUAGACGGGCAGAGGGUCUGCUGGAGCAGCUGCAGAGUCAGGCCAACAUGGACGAAACUGAUGCGGGUUUCCACGGCAACGGUUCAUUCUGCCUGGGGGAAGAGGAGGAGGUGGAGAUUGAGGUCCAGGAGGACUUCCUGUCGUUUGACGCAGACCUGGUGGCGGAACAGUUGACCUACAUGGAUGCGCUCCUGUUCAAAAAGGUUGUGCCCCACCACUGCUUGGGCUCCAUCUGGUCUCAGAGAGAUAAGAAGCACAACAAACACAGUGCCCCCACCAUCCGCGCCACCAUCACCCAGUUCAAUGCGGUGGCGGCCUGCGUGGUCAGCACGGUGCUGAAACACAAACAGAUCAGACCGCAUGUCAGAGCACGGGUUAUCCAGCGGUGGAUAGACAUCGCUCAGGAGUGUAGAAUACGCAAGAACUUCUCGUCUCUGCGAGCCAUUGUGUCUGCGCUGCAGUCCAAUCCUCUGUACAGACUGAAAAGAGCAUGGGCCUGUGUGCACAAAGACAGCAUGCAGACAUUUGAGGAACUGUCGGACAUUUUCUCAGACCACAACAACUACCUGACCAGCAGAGAGCUGCUCAUGAGGGAAGGCACUUCAAAGUUUGCCAGUCUGGAGAGCUGCGCCAAGGAGCACCAGAAACGCACCCACAAGAGGCUACAGCUGCAGAGAGAAAUGGGAGCAAUGCAGGGAACAAUACCGUACUUGGGGACUUUUCUUACCGACCUAACCAUGCUGGAUACAGCCCUGCCUGACCUAGUAGAGGGUGGUCUGAUCAACUUCGAGAAGAGACGCAGGGAGUUUGAGGUGAUAGCUCAGAUCAAGCUGCUUCAGUCAGCCUGCAACAGCUACUGUCUGACGCCAGAGCCCACUUUCCUCCGCUGGUUUAAGAGCCAGUCUCAGCUCACCGAGGAGGAGAGCUACGCCUUGUCCUGUGAGAUUGAAGGUCUCGGUGACAGCAGUCCAACUUCACCCAAACCCCGAAAAAGCAUGGUGAAGAGGCUCAGCCUGCUGUUCCUUGGAACAGACAACAGUGCAGCCAGUUCUCCUGUCAGAGAGACGCCGAGGUCUCCCCCUACUGGCAGCUCAGGGGAGAGCAUGGACUCUGUCAGCGUGUCUUCCAGUGACUCCAGCAGCCCGUCAGACAGCGAGGGGCUCACACCGCCUAAUCACACCUCUGACUCCCAGCAAAACAAGCUAUCAGAAUCCUCUUCCUGUAAUUCACUCCACUCUAUGGACACCAGCUCGUCGACAGCUAGCGUCUCCAUGACUCCUGCGUCCCCCUCCCUCCCCGGGCCGGCCUGCACCCACAGACGCUGCAUCUCCCUUACUCCCAUGUCCCCCAGUUCCCCGAGCCAAACCCCAGCUUACAAUACCCAGGCUCAGGAUGCGUGCAUCAUCAGAGUCAGCCUGGAGCACGGCAACGGGAAUCUCUACAAGAGCAUACUGUUGACGAAUCAGGACAAGACUCCGGCUGUUAUUUCUAGAGCCAUGGCGAAGCACAACCUGGAGGUGGAGCCGGAGGAGGGAUACGAGCUGGUACAAGUCAUCUCUGAGGAGAGAGAACUGGUGAUCCCAGACAACGCCAACGUAUUUUACGCCAUGAACACCUCCGCAAACUUCGACUUCCUGCUGCGGGUGCGAGGCUCGGCGGGUCGGCCGGUCCAGCUGCGGAGCCGGUGUAGCUCCACGCUCCCUCGAGCCCAGCACCGCUCGAGCCUCUCGCUCAGACUCAGCAAAGUCACACUGUGACCGGGGCCCCAGCGGUUCGCCCUCACACCACUAACCUGGGAUGAUACAGGGCACAGACUGGAUAUUAAGUGUUGGGUUUUAGAGUGGAGAGGCUGGAAGAAUAAACAGACAUGAGGAAGCUCUGGAGGAUCACUGGAUUCAAGAAGGAACAGAUGGAUCCCAGUGAUCUCCUAAGACUUACAAGGAGCUCCAAUUUGACUCUUAUUUAACCAUUUGAGUCUCUUCCCUGAACGUACCAUCCCUUUGCCCAGCCUUAAUACAGAACAUGGAUGUGUAGCGUGACUGCUGUGCCAGUGGGACUAAACUUUUGACUAGCGACACCUGUAACAGAGUGAUACAGCGACCCCAAGUGGCCUCCGUUCUUUACAACAACAGGUUUUUGCACACAUUGUGGGAGCAGCCAAACUCCUGACCUCCAACAGUAUUCUGAUAUUGAAAUGAACUUUUUAAAAAAAUGUCCUGUGAUGUCUGUGUAGCUGAAUAAAAUAACUUUUCUGGUAAUAGAAGAGUGGCAAAUGCAGAAAUAGAAGGUGGGUGGUGGAGUAAAAGGAGAAAUGGACUUAGUUUCCAGUCCUGUUGCCUUUAUUGACGAGUGAAUGGACCUCUGACAGUGAUCUGAAUGAUAUUGAUAAAGUGAUUGACAGGAGCUGUGAUGUCAUUUAUUUCCCCAGUUUGACAUGUUUACCUUCCAUGUCCGCCUUGUGCACAGUGUGCACAGUGUCUGUAUGUGUGUGUGUGUGUGUUAUAAGCCCCUCUCAUAUUGUGAGCUGUGUGACGAAUGCAGCGUUGACAUGCAUUCUGAUUGGUUCCAGUACUUGGUUUUAACAAGUCCUCAGCAAAUGUUGAAAUGGCCUUACCUGCCCCAUCUUCGGGGUGUAGAAAUGCAAUUUGUGCUGCUUUCUCGUGCAUGAAUAAGAAGAGGUAUACAACAACAGGAGGAGGAAGGAAGUGUCUCACUGAAAUGGAAAGCACCAUGCACAUUGUCUCAAACUGAUGUAUACUUGUACCUCUUUGCCCUUCAUCAUAUGAACUAUAGAGCUGUACUUGUUAGUUGGUAGGAGAUGCCAAUGGGAUGUGAAUACAGAAGAAUGAGUGAGCCACUCUGUUAGUGGAUUACUCCCUCUUCACAAAAUGAAUGACUAUUUUUGUCUGUAAUUGUUUCUUUUUAAAAAAAAAUGUUUUUGUAAGAUGAUUCAGGCCAGAAAAAGUAAGCCAGAUCAGAGAGUGAUAGAGGAUUUUAAAAGUAAAUGUUAUUGAAUCCAGAAAGUGUCAUACUUUGCCGCCAGUGCUAGUUUUUACUGUGAUGCAUUCAGAAAUCUUUACUGAGGGACUCUUUACUUCAUUAUACUCCCAGAAGCCAAACACCUCUUCACACAGUAAACAUCCAUCUGUUUGUCUUGUGGGCACACUCCUCAUUUCCAACACCAUUAUAGUUUCACACCAGGCAUCACCAACAUUUCAUCACCUGUCCACAUAAUAGAGACACAUUUGCAGAUUACCACUCACAGAAUCAUUUCCCCUCUUUCAAUGUUCCACGAUUACAUGCUAGUGCAACCAGUUCAUAUUACAGAGAACUGGUUCACUGUUGGACUUAUGUUUUUGACCCAGUUGGCCCAGUCAUUUGCCUCCAUGCAGCACUUCAUUUCAAAAUGUUCUCAUUAAAUCACCCUCAGUUCCUGUGUUCUUCACUGCCAAAGACUCUUCAUCUACCUGAAUAAAUAAAUUAUUAUCAUUAUUA